Molecule: messenger RNA, 240 nt
Organism: Desarmillaria tabescens
Lineage: Eukaryota; Fungi; Basidiomycota; Agaricomycetes; Agaricales; Physalacriaceae
Product: B18 subunit of NADH:ubiquinone oxidoreductase
Exons: 4
Coding region: 1-240 (79 amino acids)
Cellular component (GO): mitochondrion
Source: RefSeq, a predicted model, not a curated record
AUGCCUUCGUCGACAACGGCCUCCCAAAGCGAGCUCAAGGCGAACGCAGUUCCACUACACUGGAGAGACUCAUGCUCUGCGUUACUCAUUCCGCUCAACGUCUGUCGGACGAAGAACAACUAUCUCCCAUGGGAAUGCGAACAUGAGAAGCAUGCAUACGAGAAAUGUCAAUAUGACGACUACCUUCGCCGGAUGAAGGAGCUGGCGAAACUCAAGGCGCAGGCACAAGCAGAGGAGUGA